This is a messenger RNA of Vespula pensylvanica (western yellowjacket), 4274 nucleotides long. RefSeq names its product lissencephaly-1 homolog (gene Lis-1). Lineage: Eukaryota; Metazoa; Arthropoda; Insecta; Hymenoptera; Vespidae. The record is from RefSeq and is a predicted model, not a curated record. Gene Ontology annotation, molecular function: protein binding. Gene Ontology annotation, biological process: intra-Golgi vesicle-mediated transport; endoplasmic reticulum to Golgi vesicle-mediated transport; intracellular protein transport. The transcript is spliced from 7 exons. Bases 273 to 1505 code for a protein of 410 amino acids. Gene Ontology annotation, cellular component: COPI vesicle coat.
UGCGUGACCGAGCGAAGUCUUUCAAGGCGCCACCUCGCGGCUAGUCCGAUCGCAGAAGUGAUCUCGAGGAGUUUUUCGAUGGUUGUGCUCGCCCGGGUUUUCACGUGAAUUUUUCGAAUCUAAGGGAUCCCAUCGUUAAUACAACACCCUGGAAAAAUACGCAAUGCUGAGAGCAGGGCACUGAACAAAACAAGAGCUGACUGGAGAAUCUAGUCGUGCUCAACCGAAUUAUUAUCGAAAAAUCCAGUAAGGCAACAAACAAUCGAAGGAUCAUGAAAAUGGUGCUGUCUCAACGUCAGAGGGAGGAGUUAAAUAAGGCGAUCGCAGAUUACCUUAGCACCAAUGGAUAUCAAGAUGCAUUGGAAGCAUUUAAAAAAGAGGCCGACAUGCCGGGAGAGGUCGAAAGGAAAUACGGAGGUCUCCUCGAGAAAAAAUGGACAUCGGUCAUACGAUUACAGAAGAAGGUAAUGGAAUUAGAAUCGAAGCUCUCAGAAGCAGAAAAAGAAUUCAUCGAAGGUGCACCAACGCGAGGUAAAAGAUCGCCAUCUGAAUGGAUACCGAGGCCGCCAGAGAAAUUUUGUCUUACUGGACACAGAGCACCAAUUAAUAGAGUUAUUUUCCAUCCUGUAUUUAGUCUUAUAGUAUCCGCUAGCGAAGAUGCCACCAUAAAGGUAUGGGAUUUUGAAAGCGGAGAAUUUGAAAGAACAUUGAAAGGCCAUACUGACAGCGUACAGGAUAUCUCAUUCGACGUUUCGGGAAAGCUAUUAGUUUCCUGCAGCGCGGACAUGUCCAUUAAAUUGUGGGACUUUCAUCAAUCUUUCGCAUGUGUCAAAACUAUGCAAGGCCAUGAUCAUAACGUAAGCUCUGUAGCAUUUGUUCCGCAAGGUGAUUUUGUAGUAAGCGCCUCUAGGGACAAGACGAUCAAGAUGUGGGAGGUGGCGACGGGUUAUUGCGUAAAAACAUUGACGGGUCACAGAGAAUGGGUUAGAAUGGCACGAGUUAGUCCCUGUGGCGAGCUCAUUGCUAGCUGCUCAAACGACCAAACAGUGAGAGUGUGGCAUAUAGCAACGAAAGAGACAAAGGUCGAACUAAGAGACCAUGACCACGUCGUUGAAUGUAUCGCAUGGGCACCAGAAAGUGCAAGAGCAUCGAUCAAUGCGGCAGCAGGAGCGGAUAAUAAAGGAGCCCACGAAGGUCCCUUCCUUGCGUCUGGUUCUCGAGACAAGACCAUUCGCGUUUGGGAUAUUGGUGCCGGUGUAUGCCUUUUUUCACUUCUCGGACAUGACAACUGGGUACGCGGAAUCGUUUUUCAUCCUGGUGGAAAGUUCAUCGUCAGUGCUUCUGACGACAAGACACUCCGAGUAUGGGAUACGCGUUAUAAGAGGGCGAUGAAAACUCUCGAAGCGCAUGUUCAUUUUUGCACCUCUGUCGAUUUUCACAAGAAUCAUCCAUACGUGGUCACCGGUAGCGUAGAUCAAACGGUGAAGAUCUGGGAGUGUCGCUAGUCACCCAAUUUUACAGUUUCUUUGGAACUUCAUAAAUAUGAAGAGCGAAGAAGAUAAAACGCGCGUCCAGUUCGAUGGAAAUGGCCGAAAGAGUAAGCUGCUCCAAAAGCUAUCGUACAUACACUAUUAUUAAUAUUAAUUAUUAUUAUUAUUAAUUAUUAUUAUUAUUAUUAUUAUUAUUAUUAUUAUUAUUAUUAUUAUUAUUAUAUACACAUACGCGUACGACUAAGAGCUCUUUAAUUAAUUUAUAAUAAAGUACGAUUAGUAAUUAUUAAUAUUAUAUAUCGUUUUACGGUAACGAACUGCACUAAUCGAGGAGAGUGUACUUGAGGGCAGCGUAACUGCCAAAAUAUAGGCUCAUCUCUCGAGGAGGAUAUUACACAAUUUACAGCACUAUUGUGUUUGAACCGAAGGAAUUUAUUCCUUUAACUAAAUGCGAGAACAAAGACAGGAUUCUGUAUAUAUUUCUUUCUACGUAGUGCAAAAUUUUAUGUCAGUGACUGCCUUUUUAUACCCCCCCACCCCACCCCAACCUACUCCCUCGUUUUCUCUUAUUCCCUCUAAGCCCCAGCCCUAUUUCUCUCUUUCUCUUUUUCAGGUAUUAUCGAUAUUUAUUAAAAUAUCAGAGAUGCGGUACUGAGUAUAAAAUAAAGGAUAUUGUCGUCCUCCUCGGUUCAUACUCUUUACCAUUUCGAACGAAUCUCUUUGACUCUUGUAACGGUGAUGAAAAUGAUAACUGUGUCGUCACCUAUGAGAACAAGGCUUUGUAAUUAUUUUAUGCACUCUCCUCGACUAUUUUUGGCAAUUCAAAAUGGGAUGCUGCUCCAUCUUUACUCAUAUACAAAAAAGCAGUGGCAUACCUUGCUGAGUGCAAUAUAUUGAAUGCCAACGAUUCAACUACCACGGAUUAGUUUGAAAACUGUAGUAGGUAGUAUGCCAUUGAGAUACCCUGCUGCAUGUCGUCACAGGAGAUAAAAUCCACUGCAUUAGAUAUUCGAUUUGAAACAAAUGACACGCACUGUGAAGGGACAAUUACCUCGAUAAAAAAUUCUUCUAUUUAAACAUCGCUUGUUUUUCAAUAUAAUAACUGCGCAAAUAUAUUCAAUAUAUUGGGAAUUGUUUCCUACCAGUGUGAUGUUUACUUUUGAGUUGCAUAAACGUACUCAAAUGUGCACACAGAUAAAGUGAAUACAAUCAGAAAAUAAGAUAUAAUAUAUUGUGCAAAUUUAAGUCAAUAACAUGGCUGAAAGACUAAAUAUGGACAAUUUUUAUAAUAUUUUUGUUCGAAUGGGAAGCACAAGAAAAAUGGUUGAACUCUGGUCAAAUUUAACGUGUGCUCAAAGUAGAGAAUAAAAAAGAAAAAUAUAAGCUUUUGCUCAGCGCUUAGCAUCCAAUCAAUGUGCAUUAAUAAUAAUAACCUAUCGAGGACAAUUAAGUAAAAAAAUGCAAAGCAUAGUCAAAGAAUUUCCCAUCGAUUUGACUAUAUUUAUUAAAUGGAAUGCAUAUUCAUACUGAAGAUCGAAAGCGCAUAAUUCAACGUGUGGGUUCCAAAAUGAAAAGUGCUAGUUGUAUACUUAGUUUUAACCACUAUUAGCAGUAGUUCAGACAUGAUAUAGAUGAAGGAAAAAAUAGAAAAAUAAUCGCAAUUCAAAUGUAUGGUUGGACGACACACUGACACAUACAUAUUUUCUUGCAUUCGUAUGUACUUGCAUUUGUAUGUAAGUGUACAAUAUGGAUACCAUUAUGACGAUGCUUAAUUAAGGGUGAUUUUUCAAACAGUACACUGAUGUCUGCAACCUUUUCCUACUGUUUCUCCCUUGUUCACCUUUUAAUCAGAUUUACUCCUGGGAAAAAUACCCCUCAAUUAAUGUGGUACUAAAUUAUUUUGAUGAACAAUAAACGAAGUUGUCACUGAGUCGUAAGAUCUAUAUUACCUAUAUUUCAUACUAUUCUUAAUAAUAAUGGUUAUUUUAAUUUAAAUAAAACUAUCAGCUAUGAAAAAGAAAUAGUAGAGUAAUAAUGAAGAAAGAAAGAAGAACUUAAGUGAAUAUUACCUUCUUAUUCCAUAGUUUUUAUUAUUUUCUUACUACCUUUUAGUUCCUUCAAGAAAUGCAUGGAAUUACUUUUAAUAUUUAUCGAAAAUACGACACGGUACUGCUUUAAAAUGGCAUAUAAUUUCGUAAAUAAUACACAGAAUUUAAUUUUUGUAUUGUGUGUAAUAUUUAUCUUUGUACUCUAACACGUAUCACUUUGCCAUUAUUUAUAUGCGAGAAAAAAGAGUUGUAGUAUUAAGCUGCAUCUGUGGAUUUUGAUGCACGUUUAACUUGUAAAAUCGUGUCGCUUUACUACGUAGUAUUUUUAAUACCAUGGAGAAAAUACAAAAUCUAGUUUUAUUACAACUUACAUUCAUUUAAGUAUCAUUUUAAUUUAAGCUUUAUGCUUUAUUCAUUUCUCUCAUCGGAAAAAAAAAACAAAAAUAUUUAUUAAAAUAUUGAAGUUAAACAAACAUAUUUUUCUUUUCUUUUUCUUCUUUUAUCUUAAGAUCACAAAUAUAAUAAAACUUAAAUAUGCACUAUAUACAUAUGUACACAUACAAUCACAUGCAAAUGUAUAUGUAUAUAUGCACUUGAUAACAGUAUUCCAGAGUGUGAUAAAGAAGGGCUAGCAAUAUAUUGUUAUAAGCAUACAAUGAAACUAUACGCAUAUUGAGCACUUAAUAUUUGUGUCUACGUAUGGUUAAUGUAAUAAAAUUAUGUUGUAGUUGCUUUU